CUGGAGCGGGGAGCGGCGACGCCACCCAGCCAUCGUUUUUGAUCUGCAGCAGCCGCCGGCGGGGCGACCCAGCCCGACCCCCUCCCCUCCCCCUCAGCCACGAGCGGCGGCGGCGGCGGCGGCGGCAGCCGGAGGGAGUUGGCGGCGGCGGCCGAUCGGAGGGGCUGAGCGGGGAGGGAGGGAGGGCUGAGGUGUCCCCCCUGCCGGGUGGAAUCGGAGGCGGCGGCGGCGCUGGCGGCGGCUGUGGUGGUGGAGGCGGCGACGGUGGAGACGGCUGCCGUAGUGGGAGAGGCGGCGGCGGCGGCGGCCGAGGAGGAGGAGGGGGAAGCGGCGGCGGCGAAGGGCUCCAGACCCAGUUCCUGGACCUGCCCUGGAAAAGAAGUAUCCAGUAGAGAUGAGCUCACUGCAGUUACUUAAUUAAAAAUUUGUAAGCUGCAAAAAUGGCAAUGGGCCAAUCAAGAACAGCUACCAUUUGAAUUUUUCUAUUUCCAGAAAAUGCUUGGACAGAAGAGAUGAGUACUGUUUCCACUAAGGCCUAGAAUUGCCUACUGUACAAAUAGUCCUGAUCAGGCAAUAUACGAAUGGCCCAAGGAAGCCACCAAAUUGAUUUUCAGGUUUUACAUGACCUGCGACAAAAAUUCCCUGAAGUACCUGAAGUUGUUGUAUCCAGGUGCAUGUUACAGAAUAAUAAUAACCUGGAUGCCUGCUGUGCAGUUCUCUCUCAGGAGAGUACAAGGUAUCUUUACGGUGAAGGAGACUUGAAUUUUUCAGAUGAUUCUGGAAUUUCUGGUCUACGCAAUCACAUGACUUCUCUCAACUUGGACUUGCAGUCACAGAAUGUUUACCACCAUGGAAGAGAAGGAAAUAGAAUGAAUGGAAGUAGGACUCUAACGCACAGCAUUAGUGAUGGACAGCUUCAAGGUGGUCAGUCCAAUAAUGAACUAUUUCAGCAGGAGCCACAGACAGCACCAGCUCAAGUUCCUCAAGGCUUUAAUGUUUUUGGAAUGUCCAGUACAUCUGGUGCUUCAAAUUCAGCACCACAUCUUGGAUUUCACUUAGGCAGCAAAGGAACAUCUAACCUUUCUCAACAAACUCCAAGAUUUAAUCCCAUUAUGGUAACUUUAGCCCCAAAUAUCCAGACUGGUCGUAAUACUCCUACAUCUUUGCACAUACAUGGUGUACCUCCACCUGUACUUAACAGUCCACAGGGAAAUUCUAUCUAUAUUAGGCCCUACAUUACAACUCCUAGUGGUACAACUCGACAGACACAACAGCAUUCUGGCUGGGUAUCUCAGUUUAAUCCCAUGAACCCUCAACAAGUUUAUCAACCUUCACAACCUGGUCCCUGGACUACAUAUCCUGCAUCUAAUCCUCUGCCACAUACCUCAGCCCAGCAGCCAAAUCAGCAAGGCCACCAGACCUCUCAUGUCUACAUGCCCAUCAGUUCACCUACUACUCCACAACCACCAACAAUUCAUUCGUCUGGUAGCUCACAGUCUUCUGCCCAUAGCCAAUAUAACAUUCAGAAUAUUUCAACAGGACCUCGGAAAAACCAGAUUGAAAUCAAGCUUGAACCCCCGCAAAGAAGCAGUUCUUCGAAACUGCGUUCUUCUGGACCUCGAACCUCCAGCAGUUCCUCUUCGGUCAACAGCCAGACCUUAAACAGAAAUCAGCCCACUGUUUACAUAGCUGCCAGUCCCCCAAAUACUGAUGAGGUGAUGUCCCGUAGUCAACCUAAGGUCUAUAUUUCAGCUAAUGCCACCACAGGAGAUGAGCAGGUCAUGCGGAAUCAGCCCACUCUCUUCAUAUCCACAAACUCUGGAGCAUCUGCUGCCUCCAGGAAUAUGUCCGGGCAAGUGAGCAUGGGGCCUGCCUUUAUUCAUCACCACCCUCCCAAAAGUCGAGCAAUAGGCAAUAACUCUGCAACUUCUCCUCGAGUGGUGGUCACUCAACCCAAUACAAAAUAUACUUUCAAAAUUACAGUUUCUCCCAACAAACCCCCUGCAGUUUCACCAGGGGUGGUGUCCCCUACCUUUGAACUUACAAAUCUUCUGAACCAUCCUGAUCAUUAUGUAGAAACAGAGAAUAUUCAGCACCUCACGGACCCUGCUUUAGCACAUGUGGAUAGAAUAAGUGAAGCACGGAAGUUGAGUAUGGGAUCUGAUGAUGCUGCCUACACACAAGCUCUUUUGGUACAUCAGAAGGCCAGAAUGGAACGACUUCAAAGAGAACUUGAGAUUCAAAAGAAAAAGCUGGAUAAACUAAAAUCUGAGGUCAAUGAAAUGGAAAAUAAUCUAACUCGAAGGCGUCUGAAAAGAUCAAAUUCCAUAUCCCAAAUACCUUCACUCGAAGAAAUGCAGCAGUUGAGAAGUUGUAAUAGACAACUCCAGAUUGACAUUGACUGCUUAACCAAAGAAAUUGAUCUUUUUCAAGCCCGAGGACCACAUUUUAAUCCCAGCGCUAUUCAUAACUUUUAUGACAAUAUUGGAUUUGUAGGUCCUGUGCCACCAAAACCCAAAGGUAGACUGCCUAUUUCCUCCUCAUUUGUUUGGUCUGAUCAAAGGUCCACCAUCAAAACACCAAAGACUCAAGACACAGAAGAUGAUGAGGGGGCUCAGUGGAAUUGUACUGCCUGUACUUUUUUGAACCAUCCAGCCUUAAUCCGUUGUGAACAGUGUGAGAUGCCAAGGCAUUUCUGAGCCAGGAGACCCUAUAUCUUCCCUAAAACCACAUCUGAAGUUCAAGAAACUAGUCUGUCAUCAGGGGAAAAGUUUCACUGCUACAUAGGAUUUUGUCAAAUUGAAGGUGUGACAAGAUGGUGUUGUGCUAAUGUUAAAUGUCAACCCACAGAGCUAAUAAUACCUCAGUCUAAUGUCAUGGGCAGUUGAAAUUCAUCACAUGAAGGUAAUCUGCUGAAAGACUUGGUUGCCCACUGCCUAACCAUGUACAGUGUUACCAGUAGCCCAUUAAGGAUAAUUCUCAAUAUAUUAAUACCUAGGUGUUCCCAGUACCUUUUCCCCUCAUGUCACUACUGAAUUUUGACAGGAGGAAGGAAUAGAACAAUGGCUUUUUUUUUUUUUUAAAGCUUUCGGUGAAACACUACAAACAUGAAGAAAAGGAACAAGGUUUAACUAUUUAAAAACUGUUUGCUGCCAUAUAGUGCCAAUGGAUAGGGGAAGAACUUCACAAAUCUGUGGUACUCUUGGCCUUGUCUUUGUCUUCCCUGAAAACGUCUCCACUCUAUGAAGCCAGCAUCUAGGGUCUAAAGAUGAAAAGCAGCAUGCAUUGUCUGUACAAACAUGGAGUGAAAUAUCCCAAAGCUUUUCCUACUGUACAGAUCUCUCAAGUCUGCUUUAAGUGAUUUCUUUUCUUCCUUAUUAUUUUCUUGUAUUUCUAUAUGUAUAGUGUAAUAGUCUUUUGUUAACUAAUUUUCUCUUUUCCUUUUAGUGAUUAAGCACGAUCAUGUCCCUUUUUAAGCCUUACCUGAGAGAAGCAAUGCCUUAAAAUUAAAAAAGCAUUAAUGAAAUGAAACUAUGCACAAAAUAACUUUCCUCUACUUAUUCUGUACUUUGCCCUCAUGAGUGCCGAUGUUCUGUGAAGACAUACAGAUGCUGCACAGUGAAUUGCAGAAAAUAUUACAAGACUUACGUCUAUAGGUCACACUAUAUACUGACUUUAGCAGUGGGUAACACAACACAGUGUUUUAUCUUCCACAGGGAAGCUUAAAACAAAAGAUAUUUUUAACCCACUGACAGCAACAAGGUUAAGCUUGCUUUAUCUGCCUCGUGUCCCACAGAACUCUCACAAGAGAUUACUAUUGGGAAAGUACAGUUUCAAAACCAGCAACAGCAGCAGUACCUACAGCCCUUUUUUCGGAGAGAAGUUUAAAUGCUUAACUGUUGGGGCAAUCCAUUUCUAAACCUGACUUGGUGGCAGUAUCAUGUAUAUUUAUAAAACAAGGCUAGUCAUAUUUAGGACAACUGAAGAAGAGCUGGAAAAAAGAAAAACAAGCAAACUUGAACACUGAAGCAACCUCAAGCAUCUCUUUAUUUUGAUGAUAUAUUUUUAUAAGGAAAAUAAAUAUUCAGAUCAGGAAUGUACAUAACUAAAUGAAAUCAAGAAAAAAAUAACAGUAUGCAUUUUAAAAAAACAAUUAUGGAAUUAUAUAUCAGUGCUUAGAAUGGGGCUAAGGGAAGUGCUGAAAUGUAGCAAAAGAUAGGAGAUAAUGUAGACUGUCACCCACUGUAAAUGUUUGCAAAUGAAUAUUUUUAAAUAAACAGGAUUAUUACAGGUGAUUCUAUAUGAAUGUCAAAGCCUUAACUUCCAGGCUUUGCAUCUUGUAUAUGGGAAGAACUAUGACAAUCCUAGUUAAUUAGACAAUAAACUCAAAGCCCUUACAUUUGAUGCGUUUUGUUUUAAAAAUAGGCCUUGUUUUUCAGCUUCAUCUGCAGUUCUAUGUGAAGAUUGAUAAAUCAGUUUUUACUUGUUUUAUUAAUAAAACGUAAUUUGGAUAUCUUGAGUUGAUGGUUUUGUGAUUUAGCUGGGUAAAAACUAUCUUUGUAA
Molecule: messenger RNA, 4563 nt
Organism: Physeter macrocephalus (sperm whale)
Lineage: Eukaryota; Metazoa; Chordata; Mammalia; Artiodactyla; Physeteridae
Gene: TAB2
Product: TGF-beta activated kinase 1 (MAP3K7) binding protein 2
Exons: 9
Coding region: 582-2699 (705 amino acids)
Biological process (GO): positive regulation of protein kinase activity; positive regulation of canonical NF-kappaB signal transduction
Molecular function (GO): ubiquitin binding; K63-linked polyubiquitin modification-dependent protein binding
Source: RefSeq, a predicted model, not a curated record